This is a messenger RNA of Schistocerca piceifrons (Central American locust), 1170 nucleotides long. RefSeq names its product serine/threonine-protein phosphatase PP2A 65 kDa regulatory subunit-like. Gene Ontology annotation, biological process: protein dephosphorylation. Lineage: Eukaryota; Metazoa; Arthropoda; Insecta; Orthoptera; Acrididae. The record is from RefSeq and is a predicted model, not a curated record. Gene Ontology annotation, molecular function: protein phosphatase regulator activity. Gene Ontology annotation, cellular component: protein phosphatase type 2A complex; cytoplasm. Bases 1 to 1170 code for a protein of 389 amino acids. The transcript is spliced from 8 exons.
AUGGCAAAGAUUCAUGGCAAUGACAUGUUGGGCUAUGUGCCCGAGGUGUUAGCUGUCCCUGUUAUGUUGCACUUCCCAUGGUCCUGCCAACUUGCAGGAAGCAGAGAGUACCUAGGCGAACUGUUUCAUCGUCCGUGUGAUGACGAGGAUAUGCUAGUGCGAAGAAUGGCACUGUCCAUGUUGCCUGCUAUAGCUGAAGACGCUGAUGUCAAGUUUUAUGCUUCUCAUAUAGUACCAAUUUUCGAGAAGUCCCUGGAAGAUAAGAUUGGCCUUGACUUGGAGGCAACACAGGCUUUAAUAGCCUUGUUCAAAGCUAAGAAACUAUCUGAUGACGUAUACAGACAGCUUCUGCCAGUUCUGUAUAAAUACCCAGAGGAUCCUAAUUGGCAAGUUCGAUUCUUAAUUGCCAACAGCAUUAAUGAUAUUCACAACCUUGUGAAUUCACCAGUCUUGAAAUCAAGCUGCUUCCCACUGAUGCUGAAUUCUCAAGGGACACAGAAACAAGAGUGCGCUCUGCAGCAGAUCGCUGGUUUCAAGGAUGUUUCAACUUUUUGGCGACAUCAUGCUCCAACUUGGUAUGAGUGUUCUCUUGGAGAAGUAUACGAGCACAAAUCAACCAUCAGUUACGGUGGUGACGUAACACAUCAGAACUAUCGGGACACAGUUGCGAAUAUAGAAAAGCUAGUGGCAGAAGGAAGGAAGUACCUAGGUGAACUGUUUCAUCGUCUGUGUGAGGAUGAAGAUAUGCUAGUGCGAAGAAUGGCACUGUCCAUGUUGCCUGCUAUAGCUGAAGACGCUGAUGCCCAGUUUUUUGCUUCUCAUGUAGUACCCAUUUUCGAGAAGGCCCUGGAUGAUAAGAUUGGUCUUCGCUUGGAGGCGACACAGGCUUUAAUAGCUUUGCUUAAAGCUAAGAAACUAUCUGAUGAUGUACACAGAUAUCUUCUGCCAGUUCUGUAUAAAUACGCAGAGGAUUCACAUUGGCAAGUUCGGUUCUUAAUUGCCAACAGCAUUAAUGAUAUUCACAACUCUGUGAGUUCAUUUAUCCUGCAAUCAAGCUGCUUCUCACUGAUGCUGAAGUUCUCAAGCGACGCAGAAACAAGAGUGCGCUCUGCAGCAGAUCGCUGGUUUCAAGGAUGUUUCUACUUUUUGGCGACAUCAAGUGAGGCUUAG